Molecule: messenger RNA, 1812 nt
Organism: Hyaloscypha bicolor E
Lineage: Eukaryota; Fungi; Ascomycota; Leotiomycetes; Helotiales; Hyaloscyphaceae
Exons: 2
Coding region: 1-1812 (603 amino acids)
Source: RefSeq, a predicted model, not a curated record
AUGUCUGGCGUCGAAGGUGUUGUGGGUUUGAUUCUCGGCAUAAUCCCCCUCAUAAUCUCAGUGGCAGAAUAUUACCAAGCUACCGGCAAUGUACUCCACCGUUGGAAGGAAUACGACACUGAGGCCAAACGACUUAGGGAGGAGUUAUAUACUCAGGAAUGUAUCUUUCGCAACGAGUUUGAUAUUUUACUGAGCUCAGUCACGGGCUGGAAUUUAAACGAGUCUCACCGAAGACUGGAAUCUGGACACGAUCAGGAAUGGGUUACGGAUGAUCUAGAGGCGAAUUUCGUGAGCUAUCUCGGCGAAGACAACGGCGCCGUGGUGUUGACAACAAUUAAAGCGAUCAAACGGGAGUUGGAAUUUCUGAAGAAUAAGGUCGAGAGGCUCAAGGGGUCCUGUGAAAACACACCUAAUCAUCUCGAACCCCAAUCUGCUAAGGCGAGAUUGGGGUUCAGUUUCUCAGGUCAACAAUUCAAGAAAAGGCUCUCGGACCUAAUCGAACAUAAUAAUAGCCUUCAAUUGAUUUUGGCCCAGGUGCAGCGAAUGCACAACACAACCAUUCAAGCUACCCUAAGUUCCGCACCUUCGGGGGUGACCCAAGGUCAUCAAACUCGCACCGCGGCAAUGAGGGUUUACAAUUCUCUUCGGCGUGCUUGUAGUGCCCAUAAUGGGCAUUUUGUAUAUCUGAGCUUAGAGGACCUUCAGAUUCAAAGCCGCAACAGCCCUCUUUCACAUGGGAUUAACGUGGGUCUACAGCCUACAACCGACCCACACGACAUCUCGAUUGAGCCACCGAUCCGCUUCGUCGUGCGGUCCAUGCUUGGUUCUCGGGAAAGAAAUCCCACAGCAGUGGCUUUCGUACGCGAAGAUGAACAAGACAGAACAGAACUAAAAUGGACGUCCAAACGAAAAAGAAAGCCAGAUCCACUACCGAUAGACGACCAGGAAAACAAGAAGCUCAAGCAUGAAGGGCCUUUGGAAAAAACCGGCCUUUCUGACCUUAAAGAACCCAGUCUCCUCGAUAUCCAAAUGCUCGACAUCGGACAAAGUCUUCUCCGCAGCUCAGAAGAAAGUCGUAUUUCGGUGGAUCUCACCAUAGGCCGUGAUUUCUGUAAGCAGAUUCGACGCUAUCCACAGAAUCUUCCACGACUAGAUGAGAUAGGGUGUCUGAACAUAAAACCUUAUCCUGAACUUCGAGUCUGCUCUCCGCGAGAACCUACGCCAUACCAAUCCCCGUUGUCAUUACCAGAUCUACUUCUGAAACGACCAGAGGACAACUAUGGGGUAGGGCUACUUCCGCACGAAAUUCUCCACCUGGCGAAGCGAGCCGCUCUGGCACUUCUUCACUUUCAUACAACGCCACUGCUAACACCUGACUGGUCUGGUAGAAACAUAGUUUUCUUCGAAACAGAGAAAAGUACUUGGUACCAGCAACCCCACCUAAAAGUCAACACUAACCCCAGUGCUGAUAUUCGACCAAGUACAAGCGCGGCUAUUCGAUGUAUUCGGAAUCCAUAUACCUUUAGUCUUGGUUGUCUAUUGAUCGAGCUGGAACAUCAAGGCCCAUUGAGUGAUCUCCAGGAGCCAGGUGACAUAGUAGAUGGCGAAGAUGGCCAAGAAACGAGAUUCAACAUCUCUAGCAGAGUUAGCAAAUCUAUGUUUAUGGCGCUUGGAACAGACUAUAGGGCCGUGGUUCGACAGUGUAUACAUUGCGACUUUGGGAAAGAUAACGAUUUGGAAGACCCCGCACUGCAGGUUGCUUUUGAAAGAGAUGUGAUUUUUGUUCUAGAGAGAUUAGAAAGAAAAUAUUAA